CCACGCUACACUGACAUUCCGAUAGUACUGAUAACAAAUUCUAUAGAUAAAUAUUUUUUUGCUGACUCUUUGAAUACGAUCGGUGCUUAUUUUGACGUAUGACAAAAUAGGGCUAUGUGAACGAUUUCAUUUAUUAUUGAAACAAAAAAUAAAUAAAAUUUAAAAAUUAAUUUGUGCUACUUUUAAAGUGAAGUGAUCGUGGUGUUUGUUAAUAAUGACUAGAUUAGUAUUAUUGGUGCUUGUUGACAAUUUGUGAUGGUGAUAUUUUACAGAAUUAAGCAAAUAUGUCAUGACAAAAACAUCGGGCUCCAGUGCAAUGCAAAGCUAAAUAGGAGUGCAACAUAAAAUGUUAUCGCAUGCGGCAAAACGGAGAAGCACCUGGAGCCGCGAGUGACCCGCUCGGAGUGCCGCCAUGCAGGAGAUCUGCAACACGGCGCUGCCGCUGGACGCCAACCCGCUGGCCAGGAAGAUCAAAUGCGAGGAGUUCCCCGCCAUCGGGCGCAAGCCGCGGGGCAUGGUGCGCGAUGACAUGGACGAGGAGUUCGGGCUGAAGAGCCGCGGCACGCCGGAGGGCGAGCUGGCGCGCAUGGAUCACGGCGGGAACGGGUUCUGGCUGGCGGCGGUGACGGCGGCCGGCGCGCCGCACAUGCUUGACCCCUGCACGGAGACCGGCUUCAUCAACAGCCAGCCCUCCAUGGCGGAGUUCAUGACGGCGCUGCCGCAGCUGGGCGCCGAGCUCAGCCCGCAGCACACGCCGCCCGGCUACGCGCCCGACCUGCCCUCGCCCGCCUCCUCGCUCAACGUGCCCGAGUACCCCUGGAUGAAGGAGAAAAAGACCACCCGGAAGAACAGCCAGCAAGAGAAUGGUCUGCCGCGGCGGCUGCGCACCGCCUACACCAACACUCAGCUGCUGGAGCUGGAGAAGGAGUUCCACUUCAACAAGUAUCUGUGUCGGCCGCGACGGAUAGAGAUUGCUGCCUCUUUGGACCUUACCGAGAGACAGGUGAAAGUCUGGUUUCAAAACAGACGGAUGAAACACAAACGCCAAACGCUAACCAAAAGCGAAGACGGCGAUGACAAGGACUCGACAACUUCAGAGGGCGGCAAGAGCUCCAAGACCGGGCUGGACAAGAUGUUCGAGGACGACGGGCCGCUGUCCGGCAAGAAGAGCUGCCAGGGCUGCGAGCUGCCGCCCGGCGCGCUGUGCGGCGAGGAGCCGCCCGAGCCCGGCCUGCGCACGCGCAACAACAACACGCCCAGCGCCACCAACCACAACAGCUUCGCGAGCGACGGCGCGUCCAGCGUGGCCUCCUCCGCCGAGCUGGACAAGCUGGCCGAGGACGACUCCCGCGACGCGCCGCCCGCCGCCGCCCCGCGCCACCUCGCCAAGCGGAUCAAGCAGGAGUCGCGCAAGCGCUCCCCGUCGCUCGACGCCGCCGGCUGCAAGGUCUCCCCCUCCUCGUCCAAGGACGCGCUGGGCUCGCUGGCCGGCCUGCCCGACGGCGCCAAGUACUCGUCCGUGAGCCUCACGCCCUCGUCCGCGCCGGGCACGCCGGCCAGCCUGCACGCCAGCCCGCUGGGCCCCUACCCGCGGCCCUCGCCGCCGCACGCGCCUCCCGCCCCGCCGCACACGCAGCCCGUGCCCAACGCCAUGCCGCCCUACGUCAUACGAGGAAACGCCCCACCCGGACAGUUCGUUCCUCACCCCGACUUCCGCAUGGAUUCGAAGCAGUUCGUGGGGAAGAUGUCGCAGUACCAGCAGGGCAACCGCGGCUACGAGUCGUACGGCGGCGCGGCGCCGGCGGGCGAGCAGCACGGGUACGCGCGCGGGGGGCAGCUCGCGCGGGCGGACGCCGCGGCCGGCGCGCGCGGCAACGGGCUGGCGCGCCAGGCCUACCCGCAGGACAUGUACCAGAACUACGGCUACCCGGCGGGCUACGGCAAGGAGCAGGCGGGCUACGGGCACGCGGGCUUCGAGCAGGCGGCGGCGGGCUACCCCGAGCACGCGGCGUACGCGGGCGGCCACUACGGCUACCACUACCACGAGGCGGCGCCGGAGCACGCGCACCCCUACUACCCGCCCGACGCGCAGAAGACCCACGGGAACGAAUACUUGAAGAACGCGUACUACGACGGCAGCGGCGGGUACGGCGGCGGGCAGGGCGCGGGGUACGCGGGGGCCGCGGGGGGCGCGGGGGCGGCGGAGGGGUUCGCGGGCGCGGAGUGCGGCGCGGGCGCGGACGGCUACGGCUCGUUCCAGCAGUUCUACGAGGCGACGCACGCGCCCGCCGCCGCCGCCGCCGCCGCCGCCGCGGGGGGGGACAACUCCAACUCCUCGUCCGACUUCCACUUCCUCAGCAACCUCGCCAACGACUUCGCGCCGGAGUACUACACCAUUUGAGAUAAGGACUUCGCCGAGCAGGCGAAUCUGUUCGUUUAAUGCUUUUGUCGCAAACUAUAAUAAUUGUGUCCGAAUCACACGAGGAUAAAUCAUGACAGUGGCGACGACAAGGAACUGAUAAUGUGGCUGCGCCAAAGGCGACGGCAUAGUUACAUAAUUAUUUUACUUUGGUUGAUAACUAUUUUCUAUGACUACGAUAUAUUAUAUGGAAUCAUUUAGAUACAUAAUUAAUAAUGUAAUUAACUGUAAAUAGCUACCCAGCUUUUACUUUCAAUAUUUUUACUUAGGUAUAUUAAAAUAAAUUAUUUAAGGUAUAAAUAAUAAGACAUCAUAAUGUAAAAUGAUGAGUAAAGUAAUGAAGUGGUUGGCCAACACCUAUGUUAAAUACAUAAUACUACAAACCGUUAAAGAUAUCUUCACCAGUAAAAUAAUCAUUUGUUUUCUAAUUAAAUUCAUCACUGUGACCGAAAAAUUUCUGUCCUCUGGCAUACCUUCCCUGUAUAACUGUAUCAAUCAUCUUGAUAUUGGUCGUGUUCACAAUCUUAACUAUUAUAGAAUCAUAUUGGUUUACUAUUAUAUUAUUCUAGUAACGUUUUAUUAAUACUAGUUGUUGCCUUAUUUAGUUAAUAUUGUUUCGUGACUAAGAAGUUGUAGAUAACUAAGAAAAAUAAUUUAUA
Molecule: messenger RNA, 3078 nt
Organism: Plutella xylostella (diamondback moth)
Lineage: Eukaryota; Metazoa; Arthropoda; Insecta; Lepidoptera; Plutellidae
Gene: pb
Product: homeobox proposcipedia
Biological process (GO): regulation of transcription by RNA polymerase II
Cellular component (GO): nucleus
Molecular function (GO): DNA-binding transcription factor activity, RNA polymerase II-specific; RNA polymerase II cis-regulatory region sequence-specific DNA binding
Source: RefSeq, a predicted model, not a curated record